Molecule: messenger RNA, 5611 nt
Organism: Benincasa hispida (wax gourd)
Lineage: Eukaryota; Viridiplantae; Streptophyta; Magnoliopsida; Cucurbitales; Cucurbitaceae
Source: RefSeq, a predicted model, not a curated record
GUCCUUCCAAAUAGACCCGAAUGUGGUUGUCUAUGAAGUUUUUGUUGGUUAUAUGAAAUUUAUAUCAGAUACACGAGACUAGCAUUGUCAACUGCUCAAUGGCACAUGUUCUAUGCUUUCUUCUCUCCAAUGUGGAACAUAAAAAGACAUUGGAGUGGGCGUUGACCAGCUCAAAAAGUAAGGAAUGAGCACGUGAAAGAGAAGGAAGUAAAGAAGAAAAAUGUUUUGUGUUUCUUGACCAAGGGAGGAGCCCCUUUCAUUCCUCGGCUAAAGGUAUGUCUCUGAAACCAAUUCCCAGAUAUUGAUAUUCUUGUUUUUGUUUUCCAAGAUUUAACAUCCAGAGAGAUUAGGCAUGUGCUCUCACAUGCCAUCUGCUUCCAUCUUUCAACUUGGUUUUGAUGAUAUUCUUUGUUUUCCAAUUUUCUUUUAUGUUAGAUUAUAGAUUUGAGUUAUCUUGAUCUUUCUCAAUAAUUAAUAAUAGAACACUGACACAAUUCUUAUAUAUAUAUAUAAUUUGGAUGAAGUGCUCUAGAAACAAAAAUUGAAGUAUACUUGGAAAUGUGAAUCCUGUCCCAGUUGGUUUGGUUUGAUGGGAAUCCAAUUCAAUUCAUGCACCCCAAUACCUUAACAUCCUCUUCCUAACACUUCAUGGAGACACAACAUUUUGUUUAUUAUUAAUUUCUUUUACAGUUUCCAUCUUCCACCUUUUUAUCAGUGAAGCUAUGUCAACAUCACCAGUUUCAUUAUCUCAUAAGUUAAGAGUUACAACCAUGUAUAAUAUAUAGUUAUGUCAAUAAUGAUUUUAUUCAGAUGUAUUGUGGAUAUUACCCAUUCUCUUCUAUUCAUGAGAGUUUAAGAUCAAAAUAAGAUAUGAACUUAUUUAUAGUUUGUCUUCAUCUCACCCAAGCUGUUUGCUAGAGCGGCAUGUUAAUGUGGGGAAUGGAAUAGGGCUGAAAUGGGGGAGAUUACUAGGUUCUAUAUGCCAAUAAUUAUUUUUAUAAAUUAUGUGGUAUUGGACAUUGGUGCAGCUUGUCAACUUAAAGUAUUGAUGAGAAAUUUGACCUAAAAGCCAUGUUCAAUAUUCCAUGCCUCAGCUUUAGCAUGCAUGAAACAAAUGCCUUUUCAAGUUUUCUUUAUCUUUCUUUUCUCUGUUCAUUCUCUAUUCUAAAUUUCAUUCCACAUUCUGGCUGGUUAAAAUGUGUACUUAUAUCGUAUCAUCUUAUUUCUCUCAAACUUGGUUUAGCCAAAACCUGCUAUUUGUUAUUAUGUUAAAUUAGAAAUUUAUCUAUAUAUUUUGAACAUUGUAUCUAAUUUGUGAGCUUUAAUUAUGUCAUAUAAUUUUUAAUUAUGCUUUACUUAACCAUGAACUUUUUAGUCAACAAUUGCAGGUAUGGAGGAUUGAACUUUCAACAUCUAGAGUAGAAGGUCAUGCCUAUUACCGCUAAGCUAAACUACUUUGUCUCUACUCAAUCAUGAUUGCUAAAAUUAUUGACAAAACACUGAUAUAAUAUAUCUAUUAGAUAAAUUGUGACUUAGUUGAUGUGAUAUAGCAAAUAUGAUUAUAGAUAACUAAACAAUUUUUUUUAACGUUAACUGAACCUGAUUAUUUGACCCUUUGGCCAAAUAUGCCUAACUUGACUACAACACUUAGUGUAUGUCAUGGCAACAUAUGACAAAAGUUUAUUUAGUAAUUGAAUUUAGUUUUUCAACUUAAACUCUUCCAUUUUAAUUCUCAACUUGUAUUGAAGUCGAGUUUUUGCCUCUAUUGUUCAAAUAGUAAUCUAGAUUUGACAUAUAGAUAAUGAAUAGAGUUGGAUCAUGAUAUCUUGAAACAUAUAUAUAAUUUUAUUUAAAAAAAAAUUAUGUGUAGUUAAGUAGAAGGUGAGGAAUUGAAAUUAGACGCCACCAUGAACCUAAAAACAUUCUAUAUUUGUUUUAAAAGUAAGAGAUUUGAAUUCUCAUACCAUAUAACUAAAAAGUAUUGAUAAUAAAGUUGAAUAACCCAUGAGAAUCAUCAAAACAAUGAAUUAAAAAGUAAGUUUUCUAGGAGUAAACUCAUGGGUCAUUUCCCAGCAGUAAAGAUAAUGAUUGGAUAUAUACAUAUGGAGGGAAGAUUAUUGAAUGGAAAUAGCCUUACAUCAUACCUCAUUAUUAUAGAGAUUGAAUAAGAACGAAAAAUUAGGCAACCCCUAACAUAUAGCAAAGCAUCAUAGCUUUGUAGAGAAAAAAAGGCUGGAAUCAAGUUAAAUGCCUACCUAGUUAGUGCUGACAACCUUUUUGUGAUGUUCUUCACAAUUCUUUUGGAUCCAUUAUUAACAUUUUCUUUUGGAUCCAUUAUUAAAUUGAAAAUGUAGUCUCACCUUGAAGUUAUAGCCAUAAAUUUGGUAUCUAUUUUGCAUCAACGUCACUUUGUCACACAUUAGAGUCAAUCUUUAUCAUUCAAAUUUUAUACUCUAGUAUGUGUUCGUUACCGAAAGGUCUCUAGUUUGAAUCCCCACUCCCUAGUGUAGUAUAAAAAAAAAAAUAUUUAUAUCGAGAGAUAUUGCAAUUACCACUCGCAAUAAUUUAUUAACAAUUGCUUCACAAUCGACAAACAAAUUUUUACUUGGAAUAAUCAAUGGAUUACCAAUAUUAAUGACCAAUUUACUCAACCCAGAUGGCCAGAUAUAGACUAGAGUAUUGACUAUUUUUUUUUAAUUAUUUUAUUUUUUAAACCAUGUUGAUAAAAUUUACUUCUUAAAUUGCCACCUCCCAAGAAUGCCCCUUUAAAAUGCCUAUUUCCCAACAGGUGAAGAAGCUCCAAUUAUUAAGCAGCUUCUGCACAAAAAGUUUCUAAAUAUUUUGAUAACUUUCAAACAAAACAAUAACAUUUGAAUUCAAAAGCAAGGUCUUUAGUUUGUCCAAAUUCUUCUUCAAUCAUAUGGGAUAUAGACAUCUGAAUAAAGAGUUUUAAACAUGUGGUGGUUGUUUCCAGACAGGACCGCAAUCUUAAAAAAACAAUGGUAUAUAUAAUAACUAACAACGAAAAAUCCAAUGUUGUCUGUAAAAAUAUAGCAGCUACCUAUAAAGCUAUGAAGAUCACAACCAAUGAACAAUGAAUUCAAAGAACUUGGAUUCAUAACCAUCAUACCUUAUCGUAUCAAAUCAAAUCAAAUCGAAGUUGAAUGGUUAAAUGUAUAAGCAAUUCUUGUUUGUGUCCCCCAAAAAAUCUUGUCCCCCAAAAUUUCUUAUCUUUUCAAAUGCCAGCUUCUGGAUCCAAGAGGGACACAUCUCCAUAAUUUUUUUAACUGCUUUGUGCUUUUGUAGAAAUUUUGGUGAUUCCUUGGGAAAUGGCCAUUGUUAUCAAUGUGCUGUUCUUGAGAACUCUUGUUUUGUUCAUUUGGUUGGUCUCCUCUUCAUUUGGAGAGAGCUUGUUGAGCUGCGAUUCGACGUCGCCUGAUGCUUUCGGCUUCCGUUGCAAUGUAAAUGAGACUCUGGUGCAGUGUGGAACAUUUGCAGUUCUUUUCGCUAAUUCAGAGUUUUCAUCUCUCUUUAACCUUAGCUUUUACUUGGGGAUCAACCAAUUUGCCAUUGCUGAAAUCAAUGGUUUCUCUGCUGACACAGAGUUUCUUCCUAAAAACCAACCUUUACUGAUACCAAUUGAGUGUAAAUGCAAUGGAAGUUUCUUCCUAGCUGAGUUGACAAAAACUGCCAACAAAGGAGAGAGCUUUUACAGCAUUGCUGAAUCAUUGGAGGGCUUAACAACUUGCAAAGCAAUGAUGGAGAAGAAUCCCGGGGUGUCGCCGUGGGGACUCGGAGACUCGAUUCGGUUACUGAUACCGAUGAGAUGUGGCUGUCCAUCUUCCUAUGCUGGUGGCCCAAAACCAAGGCUCUUGAUCUCCUACCCUGUGAGACAAGGUGACACAAUUUUCAAUUUAGCCACAAACUUCAAUACAACUCCUGAAUCUAUUAUAUCUGCUAACAGCAGAUCCUUAGCUACCUUCAAACCACAAAGCCUUGUACCAUUUUCAACUCUACUGAUUCCGGUGAAUGGUGAACCAAUCCUCAGUUCUUUGGCAAAACCGAAUCAACCAAAUUUACAUCUUCCUUCCACCAGCCUCCCCGCGGUCAAAUCGCACAAGAAUAAAGCGAAAAUGGUGCAUUUUGGGGUUUACAUUGCACUUGGUGUAACUAUACUUGGAGUGUGCUUUGCUGCAAUAGCAUGCUUCUUUGUAAUCAAGCUGAAAAAAGACAAGCAGAAGAAGACACAGAAAUCAUAUGAAGAAAGAGGUGAGAUGGAGCUACAACAGCUUAGUCUCAGUAUUAGAACAGCAAGUGAUAAGAAAUUCUCUUUUGAGGGAUCCCAAGACACUUUUGACAGUCACCUCCUCGAAUCGAAUGCAAGCAAGAUGCUCAUUUCGAUGUACACGGUUGAGGAGAUUCGGAGGGCGACGGAGAAUUUUAAUCCGACAAAUCAGAUAGAAGGUUCUAUGUAUCAAGGACGUCUCAAUGGGAAGAACAUGGCAAUAAAGAGGACAGAGAAUGAAACUAUCUCCAAGAUUGAGUUUAACCUUUUACAUGAAAUCAAACAUCCAAGCAUAUUGAGGCUUUCGGGAAUAUGUUUAACUGAGGAUCCUGAUUCCUUUCUGGUUUUCGAAUAUGCGAAAAAUGGAUCCUUAAGGGACUGGCUACAUGGUGGUUUGGCAAUGAAAAACCAAUUCAUCAUCUCUUGCUAUUGUUUCUUAACAUGGAGUCAAAGGCUGCAUAUCUGUCUCAACGUCGCUGCCGGGUUACAGCAUAUGCACCACAUUAUGAAACCAGUUUACGUUCAUCGGAACAUCAAGAGCAGAAACGUUUUCUUAGAUGAGGAUUUCAAUGCAAGGAUUGGGAAUUUUGGAAUGGCAAGAUGUGCUCAAAAUGACAUUGAAGACCCAAAUUUCUGUUCAUCCAAUCCAGCCUCUUGGAGCUUGGGUUAUUUGGCUCCUGAGUACAUCCACCAAGGUAUAAUUUCCCCAUCCAUUGACAUAUUUGCUUAUGGGGUGAUUUUGUUAGAGGUUUUGUCUGGGAAAACACCAAUAACAAAGCCAAAUGCCAAUGGUGAAGGAAGUGUUUGGCUAACAGAGAAAAUCAAGGCCAUCAUGGAAUCAGAUAGUGCAGAAGAAUUGAGGGAAUGGAUGGACAGUGCAUUGGGAGAUAACUAUCCAUUUCAUGCAGCAGUCAAAUUGGCUAAACUUGCAAGAGCUUGUGUCGAGGAAGAUCAUUCAUUGCGUCCAAGUGCGGCAGAAGUUUUCGAUAAGUUAUCGAGAUUAGUCGAAGAAUUGCCCGAAGGAGAUCAGAGUGUCAGCUGCGAAAGCUCUACGAAGCCUCUUGUGAAGGGACUACAGGCUUCUGAAACAAAUCCAUAAACAACUUCAUUGAACAAACAGAGCCUUCACUUUCAGUUCCUAUUUCAAGCCUUGCUGUCAUGUAAUUUAAGUAAGCUAAUGAGUGUUCAUUUUUGGCUUCAGUUUCCUUCUCUCUUAGUGAAUUAAUACAAUGGGUUAGUUUUGUACUUUAGUUUUUAUUUCACUUGCAUCAUUAAUGGAAAGAGUCUCUACCAUUCUACUAAAAAAAUAUUGGCUAAAAACAAGAA